Culex pipiens pallens (northern house mosquito) is the source of this 571-nucleotide messenger RNA. RefSeq lists its product as uncharacterized. Bases 48 to 488 code for a protein of 146 amino acids. The transcript is spliced from 2 exons. NCBI's taxonomy places the organism in Eukaryota, Metazoa, Arthropoda, Insecta, Diptera, Culicidae. The record is from RefSeq and is a predicted model, not a curated record.
ACCAUCCAAGCAAGCAACAAGCACCGUAGUCAUAUUUUAUAAAACAGAUGUCUUCUUACAGCCGUCCUAAAACUGCCACUCCAACCAAAAUUUCAAGACCUUCAACGCAACCAAAUGGCCGGACUUCAAACAUUUCAAAAUCUCAAAUCCGACCAAAAACAGCCUCCAAAAUCCCAACGCUCCGAUCAAAGUCCGUUGGAGGGCAGCCCCUACCCAAACCAGACCCAAACACCAGCGAAGACCCGGUUCCGGACCAUCUGCCGCACCGUUUAGGCCACUUGCCGUCGUUUUUGAGGCGCAGGAAGCUCCACCGAGAGGAGGAACCCCCCGGCAAGCUGCCCCACAUUCGCGAGGAGGAAAGCUGGACCGAAGAGCUGAUGGCACUUCCGAACAUCGAAGACGAGACACCGCCGCCGCUGGUGGGUUCCGGGGAGCUGGACGUGCUCGUGUGUGGCAACUGGGACAGGCAGAGGACGUUCACGUUGUGAAAGAGGUGGACAUUUUAUUUUUAAAUGUAUAUUUUUGAAGAGUUGAUUAGCUGAAAAAUACAUAUUUAAAUAUUUUCUUUCAA